AUGCCUGGUCCCGAGUUUGCAGAGAUUCACCCUUGUCCUAGUGCAAUGCAAGACCAAGACCUUCAGCUUAGAAAACUGUGAAAGUCUUUGCCCACCUCAAAAAAUAAACUCAGAUAUAAAGGUGAAGAAAACUGGGCAAGGCUUCAAAACACAUGGUCUAACAGCCCCAUCAAAAAAGGCUUCAGCUGCACAACUCCGCUGCCAGAAAGGCCAAGGAUGCAAGAUCGACUUCUCCGACCAGGACAACCUCCUGCACCUCCACCUCCUCGUCUACCCCGACGAGGGCUUCUACAAGGGAGGGGAAUUCAUCUUCAGUUUUAACUACCCCCACGACCCACUGAGGGUGAAGCAGGAGUUCGUGCCCCAUGUUGGGCACCAAGGAAUCUGUCAAAGUUUACAGGCCGGUCACUAA
Apaloderma vittatum (bar-tailed trogon) is the source of this 412-nucleotide messenger RNA. RefSeq names its product NEDD8-conjugating enzyme Ubc12-like. NCBI's taxonomy places the organism in Eukaryota, Metazoa, Chordata, Aves, Trogoniformes, Trogonidae. The record is from RefSeq and is a predicted model, not a curated record.